Pleuronectes platessa (European plaice) is the source of this 4747-nucleotide messenger RNA. It is a transcript of the gene glceb, whose product is annotated as glucuronic acid epimerase b. Gene Ontology annotation, biological process: heparan sulfate proteoglycan biosynthetic process. NCBI's taxonomy places the organism in Eukaryota, Metazoa, Chordata, Actinopteri, Pleuronectiformes, Pleuronectidae. Gene Ontology annotation, cellular component: Golgi apparatus. The transcript has 6 exons. Gene Ontology annotation, molecular function: heparosan-N-sulfate-glucuronate 5-epimerase activity. The record is from RefSeq and is a predicted model, not a curated record. The coding region runs from base 289 to 2076 and encodes 595 amino acids.
UCUGGAGUGUGCUGUGCUCAGCCUCAGUUGUGGCUGAGCAGGACGCGGCGGAGCUUCAGUGGCGGAGCCGAGGAUCCGGAGCCCGGAGCUGGACUCUUUCAAACUACAACCACCGAACGACACGCUCACUGCCGAGCAACCAACUCCUCUCGACGGGUGCAACCCUUCAGGUGCUGAGGAAACUGCAGAAGAACCACCUGCGUCGAGACUCAAGGGGGGGUGAACGUUGAGAGGAUGUCCAGCCACUUGGCCGUUUCUUUGUGAAUGGAGUAGAGGUGACUUGUGACAAUGCGCUGCCUGGCUGCUCGGGUGAACUACAAGACCCUCAUUGUCAUCUGCGCCCUCUUCACACUCAUCACCGUGUUGCUGUGGAACCGAUGCUCCAGUGACAUCUCAGUGCACUUCCUGCCCCGGGCCGCCCUCGUGGCUCCCAGUCCCAGGGUGGGGGAUGCCAGCAUCAGCAGCCAGCAACACCCUCCCCAGCCCCCAGAGCCCCCGCCUGUGGUUGGGGGCGUCAGCGGCGUCAAGUUUGAAGAAAUCGACUGCCUGAUCAACGACGAAUCAACGAUCAAAGGGCGGCGUGAGGGCGGAGAGAUCUACCUGCCCUUCACCUGGAUGGAGAAGUACUUUGAGGUGUACGGGAAAGUUGUGCAGUACGACGGAUACGACCGCUUCGAGUUCCAGCACAGCUACUCGAAGGUCUACACGCAGCGCGAGCCCUACCACCCCGAUGGAGUCUUCAUGUCAUUUGAGGGCUACAACGUGGAGGUCCGUGACCGCGUCAAGUGCAUAAGUGGAGUGGAAGGCGUGCCUCUCUCCACCCAGUGGGGCCCUCAGGGCUACUUCUACGCCAUCCAGAUUGCCCAGUACGGUCUGAGCCAUUACAGCAAGAACCUGACCGAGCGCCCUCCCCACGUGGAGGUCUACGACACCGUGGAGGAGAGAGACAGCCGGGCCAGCACAGCACCCUGGAGUGUGCCGAAAGGUUGUGCUCUCAGCCGUGUCCACGACAAGACCAGAGCUACCUCCGUGCGUCAGUUCAGUGCUCCAGAGUCGUCAGAAGGCGUCUCCCUCCAGCUGGGAAACGCCAAAGACUUCAUCCUCAGCUUGGACAUCAAGUUCACCUCCAACGGCAGCGUGUCCGUGAUCCUGGAAACCACAGAGAAGGGCCCCCCCUUCACCAUUCACUAUGUGACCAACUCGCAGCUCAUCGCCUUCAAGGAUCACGAGAUCACCUACGGGAUCGGGCCGAGAACCUCCUGGAGCACUCUGACCCGGGACCUGCUCACCGACCUGAGGAAGGGCGUCGGCUUGUCCAACACCAAGGCUGUGAAGGCCACUAAGAUCAUGCCCAGACGGGUGGUGCGCUUAGUUCUACAAGGACGCGGCUCUGUCGACAACGUCACCAUCUCCACCACUGCCCACAUGGCCGCCUUCUUUGCUGCCAGCGACUGGCUGGUGCGCAACCAAGACGAGCGAGGCGGCUGGCCCAUCAUGGUCACUCGCAAACUGGGCGAGGGCUUCCGGCCUCUGGAGCCCGGCUGGUACUCGGCCAUGGCCCAGGGCCAGGCCAUGUCCACCUUAGUGAGAGCCUACCUCCUCACAAAGGACCAGGUUUACCUCAACGCUGCCCUCAAGGCAGUCGGACCCUACAAGGUGCCUUCAGCGCAGCACGGGGUCAAAGCUGUGUUCAUGAACAAGUACGACUGGUAUGAGGAGUACCCCACCACGCCCAGCUCCUUUGUGCUGAACGGCUUCAUCUACUCCCUGCUGGGACUCUACGACCUGACUGAGACAGCGGGAGAGAAGGUUGGCAGGGAGGCGGGGCAGCUGUUCAGCCGCGGCAUGGAGUCGCUGAAGGCCAUGCUGCCGCUCUAUGACACGGGGUCGGGCAGCAUCUAUGACCUGCGUCACUUCAUGCUGGGUGCCGCGCCCAACCUGGCGCGCUGGGACUAUCACACCACGCACAUUAACCAGCUGCAGCUGCUGGCGUCCAUAGACAAUGCUCCCGUCUUCAGAGAUGUGGUCAAGCGCUGGAAAAACUACUUAAAAGGGAUUCGCGCCAAGCACAACUAGGCAAAGUGUAAUCCACCAAUGUGAUCCAGCUGAGGGGUAGACUGUGUGUGUGUGUGAACUGGAUAAUGAAUGUGAGGUGGGUCCUCUCACAUUGUGUGUGUGUGUGUGAGUGUGUUUCUGGUUGAGGUUCAACCCGUAACAGAUGAGUUUAAUCAGCUGCAGCUCACAACUCAAAAACGUUCUCAUCUCUGCUGCAGGUUUUAUAUUUUCUGCCGACUGUAGCUCUCCUCCUCUUUUCCUUCAACGAGUGUUUGUAAUUAUGCACAGACCUUGUGUGUGUGUGUGUGUGUGUGUGAUGUACACUCUUAGAGAAAGAUGAGACUCUUCAAACAGUUAAAACCGAAUCGCAUUGAGGUCACAACAGUCUUCGAUAAAUCCAUCACUACUUUUUUACCAUUUUACCCCAGAGUUGCGAAGUUUAUUGGAAUAGAUAAACUGUAAAUAACAGAAUAUAUGAUAAAUUAUUUGGACAAUGUUGCCAAAAAAAAAGAGAAAGAAUAUCAAUAUUUAAUUAUUUUGGAUUAUAAUUUUCAAAUUCAUCGUUUUUAUCUCAUAACCUUCGAAAGACCAGUUUUAAGUUUUUUCUCUCUAAGCUUUGAGGUGAGAUUUAUUUUACCCUCAUCCCUUCACAGGAAAGCUGAAGAGUGAAAGGCUUUACUCUUCUGAACCAGUAGCUUCCAGGUCCGUUCUGAAGCACUUUUCUCUAUGAUACACAUAACACACACAUUUGUUGACUUUUCUCUAUGAUACACAUAACACACACAUUUGUUUGCUUCAUGAGCUGAACUCGGUUUAAGUAUUUGUGUUUAAUCUAACUCAACAUCGUGGACCAUGUGUCUGAUAAACCACCAUAUUUGAUUUCAAAGGCUCGGCCGCCAGCUGCCCUCCCACUGUAGACUGUAGAUAUAUGGACGACACGUUUCCGCCUACUGUCUAGAAAUGAACACACAAUAUCCUGGAUACAAAUCUGUAGCAAGCUUGGGAUUGAGCUGCCCCAACAUGAGUGUUCCUGUUACAGUUCAUGACAUAUAAUCAAUAAUCUGAAAUAAUAAUUUUUCCUAGUUUGUCACCAGUGCUGAAGCUGCUGCAGAGCUUGUAUCUACACGUGAAGUUUUAAGACAACACGCUGUUUUGCCACCAUUCUCAGCUGUAACCAAACCCCCACUAAACUCUGGCUGGUCACAAAGAAUCAUUAAUAAUUCAUGUGGCGUUGAGGAACACGGCUAAAAGUAAUUAGUUCUGCAUCACUUUGAGUUCAGCUCAGUUUGUAAAGCAUAAGUUUCCCAUCUCGGAGAACCUGGCUGUGAAUCCCAACUCAGUCCAGUCAGGUCUGUGUGUGUGUCUGUGUGUGCGUCUGUGUGUGCGGUUGCAGCUGAUCACAAAUCACAGUGAUUAAUGAAAAAGAAAGAAGGCGACUGAGAAAUGAAGAUUUGCUGAUUAAAAGUUCCCCCCCCCCAACAGUUCUUCUGGUUUGCACGGUUUGGGUAAAGCUGGACGGUUCAGAGUCAGAUAUAUUUAACUCGUUCGUGGGCGUGUUCCAACUUAAGAUCAAUCUUAGGUUUUAUUAUUCAUAAUUUCCAUUUAAACAAGGAAGUACAGAUGGAGAUGAGUCAGCACUUUGGAUGAAUGGAGAUCAAUGUGCGUUACAAGACAAAUUCUAUUGGAAAAUUUGAGUAAGAUCCAUUUUAUUUUGAAGCUCCUUCAUCCCAUAAUACAUUUUGGGUUUUUCUUCCACCUAUGAAGAAGCAGCAGGAGGUCUUCUGGCUCAGACACGUUUACAACAACUGGAAAAAGUCUGGAACAUUCAGACGACGCAGGAUGUGACGUAUAAAUUAUUGAAAUCACAUGUUUUUGUUUACGGCAAAUCAUCAGGUUAUGAUGUUAUCGCCCAAAUCGUGUGCGAUCCGUCUUUCCCAGUUUUCCAAAUCUUUGUCUGCGUCUUCUACGUGUCUUGUCAUCCUGAGAUAUUUACAUUCUGCAGUUUUUAAGUUGUGCGUUCAUUGCGCGGUAGAAACCUCAUCAAAGCGCCCGCUCGCUCGCUUGCUCUGAGUUUUCCUGACGUUUCCCUGCUGCUGUUCAGUGCUCGUCUGGAAAAACAGCUUAAGAGUCAUCUUCCUCUCAAAGUGAGCUGCAGGUGAAGCUAAGUGUAGACGUGUGUGUUGUGUCUCCGAGCAGAGGAAGAGGUGAGCAGCGGAGGCACAGCUGCAUCUCACAGCCAUGUCAGCUCUUAACGUUAAAUUCAACAAAGCCAGGAGAAGUGGAGCCGGAGGUGAAUUCUUUAUAAACACAAAGAGGCUCUCGUUUCUCUCUCCCUCUCUCCCCCCCUCUCUCUCUCUCUCUGGGUGCAUGAACUCUGUGUUUUUAAUCUGAGCGCUGCCCUGCUGACCGCUGCUCGAGGAGAAGCCGACUCGCCCAGACACCAACAAUUCACCCGGCUAAUAGGCUGGAGAGGCGGCCGGGCGGCGGGGUCGCUCGUCAGGGAUGAGUCAGCAUCCACCGGCGUCACAUUCACAAACACAACAGAGUGGAGCCCUCGGCUUCAAUGAGGCUUUCAUCGAUCUGCUUUAAAGAUUAUUAAUGAGAAGCAGGAGAAUGUGGCGCCGUCGCUCGUCUGAAAAGUGGCAGUGGGGAAUUUUUCUUUGGUCGUUUUCAUAAAACCGGGUGGGGGGGG